CCUGGUGGUAGGGAAGGGAGGGACUUGGGUCCUUUAAUCGAGAUGUUGGCUGGGAAGGUCAGCCCCCUCCCUCCACUGCUCUCCCGACAGAGAGAAGAUGACCAACGCAUGGAAUACAUGGCUAGCCUUUACAAGCAGUCGGCCGAUCCGAACGGGAAUCCUAAAACCAACCGAACCACCAAGACGAACACCAUUCGCCUGGUGAAGCCCAGUUCCAGUAUCUUAAUCGCCAACACAGGUCACUGGCACGUCCAUCACAUUGAAUACAAUCUGCAGUAUAUUCCAGAGCUGGAACACUUGAUUAAAGUUGCAGUUAUUUAUUUGCACAGUGCUCUUCCUAAUCACUUCAAGGUUUUUUGUGAGAUCAAAUGCCUUGCAAAUUAUGUUGACGCAAAAUUCCUACAAAAUGCCACGUCCACAGAAAUACCCAUCAAAUUUGUGUUAAAGAUGCAUGACCAAUGGGCAGAAGCUGAUGUAACCCCGUGUGUGUAUUUCCCAUCUGGCAGUUCUGUGAAGAAAGUUGAUCUGAACAUCAGUUACAAGUGUGCUGAUCUAGGAAACAUUGGUCAAGCACCUCUGGACAAGAGUGCCAUCCAUCUCCAAGUACCUUCACUGCUGUUGUACUUAAAUGAUACUGACGAGACUGCUCACCAAAGGAGGGAGAAACAGAAGAAGCAAAUUCUAGAGAAGCCUUCCGGAUCCCGUACACUAUCCAGGAAGCCUCGGCAAUUAAGUAACAUUGGCUCAGACAUUCCUAACUUACUCCAUAAAAGAAACCCUCCUCGGAACAACUGCAAACUCCAUUCGUUCUGGGUAAGCUUUGAGCAAUUGGGAUGGGAUCACUGGAUUGUGGCUCCUCACAAGUACAAUCCCAAAUUUUGCAAGGGUGACUGUCCUAGAAUUCUCCAUUAUGGUUACCACUCUCCAAACCAUGCAAUAGUCCAAAAUUUUAUCAAUGAAAUUGUUGAUAAAAAUGUUCCCCGUCCAUCUUGUGUUCCCUCAAAAUACAGCCCCAUUAGCGUUCUUAUGAAGGAACAAAAUGAUCACAUUGUGUACAAGGAAUAUGAGGACAUGAUUGCUGUUUCUUGUACGUGCAAAUAGUAGCAUUGCCAUUUUGUGCCACAUGUUUAGAAUUCAGGAAAUUAUUAGUGCACUGCAGUUAGUUACUUGAGUUGAUUGUUACAAUGUUCAAUGCUAUCCUACUACAUCUAUUGCAUUUAUUCAAGGAAAGUCAUUCCGUGACUGGCUCUUGGGUGUAAUUUAUUUGUCCUACUGCCAAUUAUAAGUAACUUGCCUAAUUCAUAGUGCAAUUGUGCAUCCACAGUAUUAACACUAUCCCCCUCAAAGUAAAAGGAUCUUAAAGCGUGAUCUUGCAGUGAAUGACCCACUAUUGCGGCUGGGGGAAAUGUCCCAAGCGUGUAGGAUA
Molecule: messenger RNA, 1426 nt
Organism: Amblyraja radiata (thorny skate)
Lineage: Eukaryota; Metazoa; Chordata; Chondrichthyes; Rajiformes; Rajidae
Gene: bmp15
Product: bone morphogenetic protein 15
Exons: 2
Coding region: 43-1101 (352 amino acids)
Cellular component (GO): extracellular region
Molecular function (GO): growth factor activity; cytokine activity
Source: RefSeq, a predicted model, not a curated record